AUGACCCAAGAUAGCUCUGAUUUUUUUCUCCUGUUUAAAGAAGUUUCAUGGAUGAUUGUCUUCAUCUGUGAAGCAGUGCUAAUUCUUACAGAAAAUGUCAUGACCAUUUUAAUCUUCUGGAGCAUGCGCAAGAGACUUAAGCGAACAAGUUACCUACUCAUCAAUCUUGCCGUAGCGGACUUUUUUGUGGGGAUCGGGCUUUCUAUGUUUAUUGGCACUGAUAUUGCAAGGACUUUAAAGAGAAAUAUUCCCGACAGUUUGGAGAUAACCCUGAUUAUAAUAGACCUCAGCGCAACACUGUCUUCCGUAACGUCGUUGGCCUUAAUUUCUUUGGUAAGAAUGUUCGCUAUUUUGUGGCCUUUCCGCCAUAGGCUUUUAAAGACACGAUACUUCUAUGUCUCCAUUGGUGUGGUUUGGCUUAUUUCAAGUUCAAAUGGUGUCUCAACGCUUUCUUCUCGCACAGGCUACAACAUUUUCACCGCUGCGUCAUUCAUCAUUGCAGUCAUGGUCAUUUCUGCAGCCUAUUCUGCCAUUUGGAUGCAGUCAACGCUACGCAAUCGGAUGCCGUCGAGCCGCGAGAAAUCAAGCAACAUGAGACAAAACAAAAGGCUUGCCAACACUCUUUUCGUUGUAACCGCCUUGUCACUGAUGACUUGUUUACCAUAUGGCAUCACCAUUGCUUUCAACGACGACUUUCUCGAGAACUUGUAUUCUUUCAGAGUUCAAUUCACUUUAGUGGUGAUGUAUGCCAAUUCGUUUCUGAAUCCAAUUGUGUAUAGCUUCAGAAUGCCAGCCUUUAAAGCUUCUCUGAAAAAAAUAUUUUGUCACUGUACUUGUCCAGGCUCACGGAAUAAGUUUGCAAUCGAGAAAAGUUACCAAUCGUCCAGCAAUGCAGCCAGUUUGAAAUCUAUUAAGACUACAGUCGAAAUUCUUUAGAAUAGUACUGGCAUUGUUGCAUUGUUUCUUAAGCAGUUUAUUUUAAAGGUCUAGCUUGAAGGUUAGUGUUCUCAACAACAACAAAACUUUACUAGCAAUUACAUAUCUUACACUGUCCGUAGCAAGUAAAGCUAAUAUUUGAGGUGCGUAGUUCAUGCGCAUAAACUAGUUACGAUAUUCAGGCUCACUCGGCAAGUUUAAAGUAGUGGGUUUAAUAAGGGCAUAAAAACUUAACACAAUAUGUAACUAAAAACGUCAUAAAAGCGAAUUGUAAUCAGUAGUUUAAAGUUCGCACAUAUGAAGGUUUUCAAUUUUAAGUAAACGAACAAAAACGAAAAUCAGAGGAAAAAGACGUAAUAUAGAAAAAUAGCUAACUGUUAGUUAAGAGUGAGGAACCGAUUAAAAAAAGUAAAAUUUAUGAUUCAUAUUUUUUGGCUGAUUUUACUUUUUCCAUCAGCGUGCAUGAGCGCAUCAAGGUAGUCAUCUUUUUUGUUUUUCAAAAUAUAGAAAGGUAUUUUGCUAUUCUUUGGAAGAUGUUGGAUGACGAAGUAUCUCAUUCCACAUCUUUGCCCCUAAGUGAGAGGAAGACAGCCUAUACAAUACUAGUUCGGAUCUAUUGACAUAGAAAUUUCCGUGACGUACAAGUGCUUGUUUUGCAGCUUUUUGCUUCUGCAAUGCCAAAAUAAACGAAACCGUGUCCUUCGUUUGCAUGUGAUGCCAUCAUGCAUGCUGCAAAAUAAAGUAAAAGCGAUCCUGCUGCGUCUGGAAGAAGACUGAUUAUCCAAUCACCGUUUUUUGAAAACAAAACAUUUUGCAAACGGGCCAAUGAGAUUCUUAGAUUUGAGGGCUGUUUCCUGAUAGGUCAGGUAAGUUUAAACUGUUUUAAAGUUUUCAACGGUUCUUUGUUGAUACUUGAAUUUUAUCGGUUGGCAUGCAGAAAACUUGAGAAUCUUUUGUUUCCAAAAAACGCUGUGAUUGGAUAAUCUUCUUUCGAGUGCCCCGCUUCAAGUAGCGCACUGUUAGUUUCAUCAGAUAUAUAACCUCCUGAGAGAUAAUACAUCGGCUAUGCCAACUUUCUGCAAUAUAUAGGCAGGGCUUCUGAUAUAGGUUUGCUCUGUAGUAAAGCUCAUUAGAAUUUCAAAACGUUUGCACUACGCGACCUCUGUAAAAUGUUGAUUUACAGCCACCACUCAGAGUAGCCUUAUAUUCAAUGGUAUAACAACAACAAAAGGCCACUUCCGCGGAGUUCCAAAACCCUCACUUUCAAAAUGAGGCCGAGUGUACAACCUUUCUAGUGAAAAUGAGUUUUAUUUGCAUGAGAAUGAAAAAUCAUCUCCAUAUCAAAGGCUGAGCACUUAACCUCGUUUUGAUACAGAAGUCCGUGGGAACCAGAAAUGGCCUAUUACAGUAAAAACCCCGCACGUAAGAACCUAGUGGUUUAAGAACCUGCUGGCAGAAAUUUGCCUCUUUAAAACCCCAAAAUAGGAACCUGGUUAGCUUAGCAAGAUCAAGCAGAUUCUUAUAUGUAGGAUACAGUUAAAUUAUGAUAAACAUUUUAACCUGGGAUCGGAGUUCGACUUUGAAAUUGCUAAUUUAUAUUACAAGAAAAUACUGUACCAAACUGUAACAUAAAGUAAGUAAAACUAGUUCUGUAAGUUCGACAAAAAAGCGGGUUUAUAUAAAUUACAAACUGUAAUAAUUGUAUGCCUUCAUGACGAACUUUGCAUAAUGAAGGUUUGAAAUGUACAGUUGUGAAUAAAUACUAACAGUAACUGGAUAUUCAAGGACCGAAUUUUAAGUUUAUUUAUUUAUGUUUUGUAGUCAACAACUAUAUCUCCUUCAUAGCUUAAAUUGCGAUCGAAUAACUACCUGAAAAUAAAAGAACCUUUAACUAUCUAGAAAAAUCUCUUUCCUCUGCGCGUAUUUUGGAAUAAGAAUUCUCCCUUGCAGGACUUGAUUUGGUAUUCAUUGCAGCGCAAUAUCAAGAAAUCUAAUCGAAAUAAAAUAUUCCGAUGCAUGUGGCGAUUGAAUAGUACAAAAAUCACGGUACAAGAGAUUUGUAACAAAACUUUUGCGUAUACCUUCGGCCUAGGCCAAAAGUCGAAAUUUAAAUGCCGGACGAACCAGACUAUACUAAGUUAAGAUCGACUGUUGGGUCACAUGUCGAACUUAGGACGCGUGGAACCAAUCAACUGCAUCAGUUAAAAAGGCAAUUUUAAAAAAUUUUCUCCCGAACGAGGCUAAAUAUACAUUAUCAUACAGGGCAGGUUGCUCGAAGCCUGGUUAGUUUAACCGUUGGUUAAGAGGUAUCAAAAUGUAUAGGUUUCCAUGGUAUUUAACGCUGGUUAGCACUAACCAUGCUUCGAGCAACCCGGGCCUCAGAUAUUUAAUUUAUUCAGGUUAGUUCGUCGCAUGUGAAGAUCGACGCUUGUCCCGGAGACGAUCUUCAGACGGAUGGAACUUGUGGGAUGAUCCAAACUCAUUCAGACGAACUUAACUGAGCCAGAUGUCGAACUUUUCAUGAACUCAACUAAGCAAGUUUGGUUCGUCUCAUGAAAAGUCCAACGUUUGGCCUAUAGGCCUAGACCUUAUUCCUAAAUACUAUCGAUCGGACGCUAUGAGCCCUAAAAAUCUCUCGUAAAUGGCCACCUCCUGUUAGUGACCGCGAGCACUUUUCGUUGUAUGUACUUUGCUGCUCACAGUAUACGAAGUACAUUCAGUGACAAUAUGGAACUACACAUAGUAAGUUAGAGAUUCUAGUGCAUGUGAUAAUUGAAAUUAUCUUUCAUGUGGUAAACGAGUCUCGGAAGAGACCCGCUUGUGGUUCUAUUGUUAGCGACCGACUCCCGUAAGCGACCGCUAAGUCUUCGAUUAUUUUUGUAAGAAUCAAUAAUGGUAAUAGGACUGAGUGGAGUCCAAUUCGGUCUGUAAUCAUAACUAGAACAAAAUUGUUAAAUCUGAUUGGCUAUCAUCUGCCCUGAUUUCAGCCUUAAUUGAACAGUUUGAUAGGACAGUAAGCGUCAUGCUUAAAUGGCUUUUUUUUCACUGCUAGCAAAACAAAAUUUCCAAUUUCUUGUGUUUUGAUUUAGAAAAAUGCCUGUUAUAUCACAAAUUUUGUUAAAGUUAUGAUUAGUUGGUAACAGAACUUCGUGUCGUCCAAUUCGGUCUGUAAUCAUACUCGUGAUUAAACAAAUCGGACUCCCGCUACGCGGUCGUCAGAUUUUGUUAAUCACUCGUACCAUUACUAAUCAUACGAGUGAUUAACAAAAUUGGACGACCCAUUAGCCUGGUAGCGGGAGACCGAUUUGUUUAAUCACGAGUAUGAUUAUUUACCAUAUUCGACAACACGAGGUUCUGUUACCAAUUAAUCAUUACUAUAACAAAAUUUGUGAUAGUUUAGGUUUUUUGAAAUUAAAACACAAGAAAUUCAAAAUUCCGAGAGUUUUGUUAGCGUGCGAUGGCGCGUAGUGUCCAAUUACUUAGGCAUGACACGUACUGUCCUAUUACACUGUCCUAUUAGUGCUGAAAUCAGGACAGUUGAUAGCCAAUCAGAUUUGAGAAUUUAGCUAUAGUUAUGAUUAAGGACAUUAAGGGACCCGGGGUGUUUUCUUGAUUACAAAAGAAUAUCACUAACUAAAUUGAAAGUUUUAAUUAGGUUUUUUGGUUCUUCAAAAAGAGACCCUUCAUGAAUACUAUUUCAGCAGGAGCACGCCAUAAACCUCAGCUAAGUCCAUAUGAGAAUAUUUGCUGGAAACGUAGGAUUUGCCAAGCAUUUUAAAUUAAUAUCAACACUGAAAAAUUCUAAUUUGAGGUUUUUAAUCACUUAUUCUGAUUCCGUAAACGUGGACUUUUUCCUUUCCGUGAAAUGCCAAGAAAGAAUGGUCGAAUUUUGCAGAGAAGACAGUUUCGCUUUUAUUAAUUGUUUCCUGUCUAACCAAGGAAAUUGAAAAAGAAAACCAUUUUCUGGUAAAAAUUAGUUUCAAAUGGAACAAAAACAUCUUUUGUUUAAAGGGAUAUAAAUAUUUUAUUGAGAUUACUGAGACCUUAUCGGGAAAUAUUGUUAAUAAGUUGCCGAUCUAAAUGAUCUUGUUUUCCGUGAGCAGAUAUACCAGAAAAAGCCUAGAAUUCAAUGUUAUUGCCAUCAAUUCCGUGGUAAAAUUAAAGAGCAAUUUACGUGAGAAGCAAUCAAAUUUGUAAGUGAUGGCGUGCCUUUAAGUGUUCUGCCAUGCGUUGUAUUCGAUACAAUACUUUUAUUGUUUCUGUGUAGUUUUAUUAUAGUAAGACAAUAUAAGAUGAUCGAAAUAUGAGUCAUUUCAUAUAUUUCCAUUUAAUACCGAGACAGAAGUAGAUUGCAUUUUGAAGGGAGUAUCAAUAUUUAAUUAGCAUCUUUAGAAAGAUAUACAUUUCUUUCAAGUUAGCUUAAAGUUCAGAUGUUCUUCUAGUUAAACACAGGCCAGCCGAUGCCAAACGAACCUGUCACUCUGAGUGCUUAUCUUUCUUUGAAAUACCGAAUGUCAAGAUACAGGUCGGAUUAAAACGUUAAGAGGAGAUAGUAAGUGGCUUUACGCCACUCCAAAUAAUGUGCCGAACCUAACCGAUAAAUAAGGUACGUCAUCAGAGGACCGGUGUCAGCAGUUUCUAUACCGGUUUUAUACGGCGAGCGAAGAUGCCGCAACAAGAUGAUAACUGCUUGUUUCGACACUUAAUGUAUGAAAGUGAUAGAAUUUUUAGAUUCUAAAGAAUCUUUCCAUUCGCAGUCUCUCCUCUCGGGUCACUCCAAAGCACUCCGUAGUCAAACUUUGUAUCGCUGAGUAGGGUCUACAAGUCGACUAAACCGGGCCUAGUAAAAACCUAUUUACUAGGCGUCUGGCCGGAUUGUGAAUUGGUUGAGACGUAUACAUAACAAAGCCAACAUAACCCUUUAAAUUGGUAAUUUCACUGAAUAAACUGUAUGUCACAAAAUGUCAACUACUUGCUUUAAAGGAGUCUGCACAGCGAAGCAGGCCUGUAAUCAUUAUCUGAUUCUAAGUCAACUCAUAAGACUUAUUCUAAAUGUCAGUCAUGUAUCGACAUUUUUUAAAAUUUCCUUAAAUAGGCCUAGAAAGAUGAACAACACAAGCCUCGAUUAUGGUUUACCUUUUUGGUUGUUUAAAGAUGUUCAUUGGAUGGUUGUCUAUAUUUGUGAAGCUCUUCUUAUCCUCACUGGAAACUCCUUAACGAUUUACAUCUUUUUUCGCAUCCGGAAGCGGUUGAAGCGUACAAGUUAUUUGCUCAUCAAUCUUGCAGUUGCCGAUGCUUUUGUGGGGAUGGUACUCACUCUUUUCAUAAGUGUAGAUGUAACAAUUAUGUUUGAAAAAGACGUCAGCUUAACUUUUGGUGAAGCAGUCGUAGCACUCGAUAUCAGCGCAACAGUUGCUUCACUGUCGUCGUUGGUCUUAAUUUCUUUGGAAAGAAUGCUCGCUAUUUUAUGGCCACUUCGUCAUAGGCUUAUAAAAACACGAUACUUCUAUGUUUCUAUUGGCUUUGUUUGGUUUCUUUCCGCCGCAAAUGUACUUUCAAAUCUACGCCUCUACAAUGAUAUCACGUAUGACGAUUCUUACAGCGUCUUUACAUCAGUAACAUUCGUAACGUCUCUUGUAGUCAUUACAGUUUCCUAUCUUGCCAUUUGGAUUUCAGUACGGCGCAAUGCAAUACCAAGCAACGAUCGUAGAUCAAUGAGACAAAGCAGCAAGCUGGCCAAGACACUUUUCAUAGUAACCGCCUUGUCAAUUAUGACUUCCUUGCCAUACGGUAUUAUCGUCACUUUGAAAGAAUUUUCUGAGGAUUUCUUUUCUUUUAGAGUGCAAAUUAUUAUGGUGGUACAAUAUGCGAAUUCACUUCUGAAUCCAGUCAUCUACUGCUUCAGGAUGCCCGAGUUUAAAGCUUCCCUGAAAAAGCUAUUUUGUUGUCACUGCUCGGGUGGGAGCAGUUUCCAUACGAAUUCUACACCGUUUAAUAAGAAUUCUCUAUCGAUUAAAAAUCAUUCUUUAUCUCCUACCAGUGGAAUAACACUGAGGUCCGUGGAGUUCACGGAGGCUAAUAAUCGUAACUAGGUUUACAUUUUCAGUUCCAAGCUUCUGAGGAGAACCUGUCGGCUCCAAGACCAUUUGCUUUUGGUUGAACUUAAAAUAACUGCUUAUGAAACUAGGGAUCGAUAGUCUAUUUCCUUCUUUUUCUAAAAAAAAAUUCAGUAAGGGUGUUUGAUCCUUAUCUUUCAGACAUCAAUUUUCUUCAUGUUAUUCUUGCCUUUCUGUUUGUUAUUUCUUCAUCAGCCGCAUGAUGAAUACCGUGAGGCCUCAGUGUGGUUCUACCUAUUCAUCGUGGCGUCAUUGUUUAUCUUUUGUCUAACAGCCGCCUAGUUAGCUCACAUGAAUAAACUCUCGUCUGCAGAGCAGGAGGUCGCGGGUUCAAACGCCCGGACCGGAACAAUACACAGGGUAUCAAGAUAACUGAGGAGAAUGUGCUGCCUUUGUUAUAACAUCUGUAAAUAGUUUAGUCCUCUCGGGCAAGGAAGAAAAACCGUUGAUCCCCCUCACACACUCCUUCACUGUUCUGAUUGAUUCCUGUGGGACGUUAAAAAAACUGGCACUGCUGUUCGUAGAAAGCAGGGGACGUAGACCUCUGUGGUGUGGUCAACCUGGAUGUGAGCCUGUGUAUGUAUUGCUGUAGCAGCUCCAAAUCAGCUUUAAAGCUGCUAUGAUGAUGAUGAUAAUGAUGAUGAUGAUAAUAGUUUUCCCAUAGAAGAGGACGCGGUAUAUGAAAAUUAAAACUGCAAAGCAGGUUAAGCUAAGGGAGUGAUCUAUGCAGUUUUUAACUCUUCUGAAGCGGUAUUUAAGGACAAUAACCAACCACUCAACUGUGCAAUGAACGUUGCUGGGUAGCAAAUACGCUGGAAGCGAUAAAACAACAACAACAAUAACCUUUAUUACAUGACUAUAGAUACUUACAGUAUUGCAAAAAGUAAUGAUAUUAACAACAGAUAAUCAAGUGACAUUCUUACAUGACAGUACACUGAGACGCAAAUUUUUCAAUAAUGAAAUACAAUUCGCAAACCGGACUUAAAAUUUCAGAGAGAGCUUUUUCUACUGUGAUAUUUAAAUGAAAAUCCCUUUCUACCGACCCAGCUGCAAAAAUGGGUCUCCGAGGAUGGUGAAGAUUCAGAGCUACUACUUUCACAAACGGUGGUUUCGUUUGGCCCGUCCAGCGCAGCAUUCAUUUGUUCCUUACAUCCUUUGUAUUAUUCUUAGAGCAAAUUAGAAGAAUUAGUCAGCCUAAUUUAACAAUCAUUUACCAUGCUUACUUUGAUCUUUUUAUUGUUUUCCAUUAAUCAACUUGAUUGAUAUUUAUGAAAAAUUGUCGAUGUAAUACGGUACAUAUCCUAAGUAAAGUUAAUUAUGAAAAGUUAUGAGCAUGUGAAAUAGGCCAUUUCCGAGUUCCAAAAUCUCCUACCUUUGAAACGCGACUAAGUGCAAACCCUUUCUUGUAAAAAUGAGUUUUAUUGGCAUGAAAAAAAAAAAUCAUUUUCAUACCAACUUAGCCUCGCUUUGAAAGAUAGGCUUGGAGCCAAUCGGAAAUGGCCUUUUGCCAAUAUGAAUUCGCUAACAAUUCGCUUAAACAUAUCGCUGUGUAGAUAUCCCAGGAUGAAACAAGCAGGUUUUAGUAAUAAUUGAUCUAAUAAAAGCUUUUUUCUGAAGAAGAAAACGAAAUAUUCAGUUAGCAAAAAGAAACGUGGUUAUAUUUGAUAAUUAGUAUAGGAUAAAGAAUUUAACAGACCAAGAACAUCCUCCUAGGUCUGAAUUUCUUUCUUUUUUUGGUUCACAUCAUACUUAGCCUGUUCCAGGCUCUCAGAUAGUGGGGCAAGACGCGAAAGAAAAAGGCACGCGAAAAGUUGGCGGGGUGGGAAAAAGGGAAAGGAAAGGAAAGAGAGCCUGUAUUAAAUCAUUUCUUUUACAACCCUCUUCCGCCCACAUUUGGCACGUUUGAAAUAAUUAGAUUUCGGCUGUCAAACUGUUGAAAUGUCAAUGAGUUGGAAUCUCUCUCAAAUUUCUCGCGAGAUUAUAUCGCGCUGUGCUAAUCCCUUAUGCGAGUGUGAGCAAUAUGGAGUGUAAAAAGCGGGUUGGUAGGCAACACACGACUUUUAUUUCGUGCCAAAAUGCUGCUUGUUAGCCUGCGAACGGCAGACGUUUCUCCUCGCUCAUCGCCGCUGAGGGACGUUUCGCGAAACGUCCCUCAGGGGCGAUGAGCGAGGAGAAACGCCUGCCGGCGUUCGCAGGCUAGCUGCUUGUUCCAGUGAAUACAUGUAUUUUCUCUUACGGGUGGAUUAUGCUCUGGAGGGGUCUACAUUUUGACUGAGCAAACUAUGUGAUUUUUGCCGCCUGUUUCAUGCUAGCCUGUUCACAGACCCUAUAUUUUCUCUUCAAAGUCCGUCGAGCGCGGGUGAUAAAAUAUAAACCGCAGGGGAUUUAUGAUGUUUUUGAAAAGAACGAAAAGAAAAAUAAAACAACGUCUGUUUACAGGCUAGUUUCAUGCUGAGAGGUCGUUACAAGCAUAUUGAUUUUCUGAGGGUAUUGUUUCUGGUCGGCAUGAUUGAUGAUUUGCCCUUCAUUGCGGCUAAAUAAGGGUUUUAGGUUGUUUAAUUUUCUCUAAGUCCCUCCUUGAUCUGAAUGUGAUGGUCUCCUACAAUGAGUUUUGUCACGCUGGGCCCAGCUCGUUUAGUGUUUUUGCAAGAUGUUAAAUUCUCACGGAUGGUGAUUCACAAAUCCAAAUUUCGAAGAAUUGCAGCUUAAACUGAAGCUACUUUAAACAUGGAGAACUACGCUGUGAGUCAGUCAAGAUUUUUAAACUCCAGCUUGUUCUUCUAAAGAGAUCUAAAGAUAAUGUAAGUCUGGACUGGAGCGCGUAGAUAACUCCUUUUUGCGACUGUUCUGUUAUUGCCACUUCGUUAUCAGGCAAGACCAUUGUUUUCACCCUAAAUGCGCUGGUUUUUCUUUCAUCCGGCCCGAUAUUAAAUAGAUAAUGAGUCCAAGAAUGUCACCAACGUAUCAAUACUUAGAAGGAGCUCUUACAGAGUUUCAAAACUGGCAGAGUUCAUCACGUUAAAGUUCCAAUGUUUUAUAUUAGGAAAUUUAAAAGAAAUUUCAGGAUAUAAAUCAUAUAAAGAGUCCAAACGCGGUGAAGGCAAGGGGAUUGAAAUAUUUGUAGCAAGGGAAUACGGACGCUUUCAAAACUCUUUCUUGUGUUAUACACGUAAUUAAUUUUCACCGCGCACUUUUAAUUCACAAAAUGCCCGUGGCGAGACAAAUGAAACUGCUAUUUUGCCAAGUUUAUGUCAUACCCUGAAAUUAAAAUCCAUCUAAUUGUGCAAAUUGCUGUCAAUCCUUUUCUAGUUUGUUUACUAUCGCUGCUUAGUGUUUGUGAUUCGCCCAGGGAAAGUUAUGAUGGUACACCUUGUAGUAAGAUCCGUCAAAUUGGCUUCCUUUUUCAAAGAACUGAACUCCUUUCAUUGAGGGGGCAGCGUGACCGAGCGGUAAGCUUGCCUCAACCCGGCAUCGCAGUCCAGUCCUGCCCUUACCACUCGCCGAAGCUGCUCCUUGCCGUCCUAAGUCCCCUCCAGGUUAGACUAAAGAAAUUGUGGUGCUACAGGCAUCUGUAGGUGAGUAAAACAGACAAAUGUAGUUUUAUGAACUGAUUGCACAUUUUACUGUACAGGUAUAACUUUAUGACUGAUAUCAAACCAAUUUUUAUGCCUGUCAAUAGCUAACUACUUGCGCUCUGCCCUCUUCCAGACGGGAUUUCUUCUUAAAAACGAGUUUAAAUUUUGAGUGAACUCGCCGAAAACUACUGAAACAAAAAACUGCACUAGUUUUACAUGUUUUGCAUUCUCCAUUUCCCGUAAUACAGCCGCGUGCAAGUCUUGCUUUAAGGAUACAGGGGCACCCAACGAGAAUAUAGUUCAAAACCACUUAAACAUAGUAUUGUUGAAUGUAUUUUAGUAUUUGAACGGUAGAUAUAGGCAUAUUUUUCAUCUGUUCGUCUAGCGAUCCGAAAAUUAAGGGAUCAAAACUUACCUUUUUGAAAAUUUCAGCCAGAAAAAAGGCUCCCGAAAAAUUCUAGGUGACCUUUUCACGGAAAAAAUCCGUUAAAAAUGAGCAAUUAUACCAUUUUUGGGGGGUUCGAAAAUCCUAGGAGAGGCAGGCAAGCAAGAAAUUUAACAAAAACUGUUCCGAAAAUUCUAGAUCUCAAAUCGUCUUCCGAACAGAUAUUUUCCAAAAAUUGUCGUUGGGUGCCCCUGAGGAUAGAAACAACGAUAAAAUUGUGUUAUGUCCAAACACCAUUGCUUUCGGACAGAUAUUUUAGAAACUUUUAUUAAUGACCUAGUAUUCUCAAAUCGCCCAAGCCCCUGUCUUAAGUCGAGGCUAAGUGCGAGGUUAUUUAUAUAAUUAUUCAUAAAAAAAUGAUUUUUUUUCUCGUGCAAAUAAAACACAUUUCCACAAGAAAGGUUUUGCACUUAGCCGCGUUUUGAUACUGAUUUCGAGACCUAAUAAAUCUUAAAUUUGUCAUGAUGUGAAGUUAUAUUGAUCUAACUAAUCUAUGUAUUCUUUAGCCUUAGAAAGAUGACGAAUGCAAGUCAACAUGAUUCCGAACAUUUGUUGUUUAAAGAUAUUCCAUGGAUGCUUGUAUACAUCUCUGAGGCAUUUCUAAUUCUCGUUGGAAACCUCUUUACAAUUUAUAUUUUCUGGAGCAUUCGAAAACAACUGAAGCGAGCAAGCUAUCUGCUCAUCAAUCUUGCAGUUGCUGAUUUUUUUGUUGGAAUGGGAGUUGUUCUUUAUAUUGGAGCAGAUAUUGCAGUUCUCUUAGGAAAACAAAUUAGUUUGAUGUUAGUUGACGUCAUAAUAACAGUUGACGUCACUGCAACAGUUGCCUCGCUGUCAUCGUUGGUCCUAAUUUCUUUGGAAAGAAUGGUGGCGAUGCUGUGGCCAUUCCGUCAUAGGCUUUUGAAAACACGAUACUUUUACUUCUCCAUUGGUUUUGUUUGGCUUCGUUCGCUCACAAAUGUUAUUUCACUAAACUUGCGUGUAGAUUCUGUUUCCUCAAAUGGCUAUGCCGACAGCAUUUAUACAUCCGUUACGUUCAUAGUCUCGGUUUUGGUCAUCACCGUUGCCUAUCUUGCUAUUUGGAUUUCAAUGCAACGCAGUAAAAUACCAAGCAAUGAUUGUAAGUCCAAAGAGAAAAAUAGAACGCUUGCAAAGACCCUUUUCAUAGUAACCGCUUUGUCAAUUAUUACCUGCCUGCCAUAUGGUAUCAUCAUUGUUUUUGCCAACUUUUCUGAGGAUUGCAGGUUUUCCUUUUGGGUUCAUAUAAUCUUCGUCGCACAAUUUGCGAAUUCUUUUUUGAAUCCGUUUGUCUACUGCUUUAGAAUGCCUGAAUUCAAAGCGUCCCUGAAAAAGCUUUGUCAGUGCUCACGGAGAAGAUUUUUGUUUGAUAAUAAUGCUGUAAGGUCUGCCGGUGGAAUAACACUGAGGUCCAUGUCACCCGUAAAGACUCCUUAA
Porites evermanni is the source of this 12524-nucleotide messenger RNA. The record is from the annotation of a GenBank genome assembly. Lineage: Eukaryota; Metazoa; Cnidaria; Anthozoa; Scleractinia; Poritidae.